Messenger RNA from Dentiscutata erythropus, 449 nucleotides. NCBI's taxonomy places the organism in Eukaryota, Fungi, Glomeromycota, Glomeromycetes, Diversisporales, Gigasporaceae. The record is from the annotation of a GenBank genome assembly.
AAAUUGUUGAUAAUAAUAUCGACUAUGAAGAAAAAACCAAAUCUAUUGAAGAAACUUCUGUAAAAAUUAUUGAUAAAUUACAAGAUGAAAUGUUAAAAACUUUCAAAACCAAUAAGAAGUUGAUUGAUCAACUCUCUUUUUAUUCUUUAUUUUUUGGUCAAAGUUUUCAAAUUGCUCAAGAAUUAUAUGAGCAAGAGAAAAUUAAUAGAUUAUCUCGAGAAGUGUAUAAUUUAGUUAAUGAUUUUAAUGAAGAAAUAUAUAAUAACAAUUCGUUAUAUUCAGAAGAUAAUGAAACUUUAAAUUUAUCAACAAAAAACAUUUAUGAAGUUUCUAAUUUAGUUGAACCAAUUAUUGAACAAGAAUAUUUGGUAGAAGAAACAGAAUCUAAUAUCGAAAAUUAUGUGGAUCAUUCAAUUAUAGAUAAUUUAUCUGAAACAACUUUUAAUUAA